Cynocephalus volans (Philippine flying lemur) is the source of this 2562-nucleotide messenger RNA. It is a transcript of the gene SLAIN2, whose product is annotated as SLAIN motif family member 2. Lineage: Eukaryota; Metazoa; Chordata; Mammalia; Dermoptera; Cynocephalidae. Gene Ontology annotation, cellular component: microtubule plus-end. The transcript is spliced from 9 exons. The coding region runs from base 287 to 2113 and encodes 608 amino acids. The record is from RefSeq and is a predicted model, not a curated record. Gene Ontology annotation, biological process: cytoplasmic microtubule organization; positive regulation of microtubule polymerization; microtubule nucleation.
GCUGCGGGGGGCGGAGGGACGGAGGGAAGAUGGCGGCAGAGGCCGGAUAUUGGCGCCGCCUCCCCCAAUCCGGGAGCCGGCGCAGAUGAGGCGGCUCGGCUGGGGCCAGCGGCGCUUGGGAACCCGAGCUGGGGAGACCUUGGCGGUGGGGCCUGGCUCUACUAUAUGCCGGCGCCUCGGCUAGAGUGAGCGGCGGCGGCGGCGGUGGCGACGGCGACGCCUCUUUCCUCCGGCUCGUUCCCUGUCGCUGUGAGUGCGAGCGGGUAGCGAAGGCGACGGGGCCGGGAUGGAGGACGUUAACUCCAACGUGAACGCGGACCAGGAGGUGCGGAAGCUGCAGGAGCUGGUGAAGAAGCUGGAGAAGCAGAACGAACAGCUGAGGAGCCGCUCGGGGGCGGUGCAGGGCGCAGGCCCCCUCGGACCCGGCAGUCCGAUUCGGGCCGGCGGGUCCACUCCCUCCUCCGGCACGGCGUCCCCGCGGGGCUUCCCCUUGGGCCUCAGCACCAAGUCGGGCAGCGGGGCCGGGUCGGGCCCGAGGCGGACGAGUAGCGAGGAGCUGCGGGACGCCACCUCUUUGCUGGCGGCGGGCGAGGGCGGCUUGCUGGACGAGGUGGAGCCGCUGCGGCCCGACGAGCUGGAGCGCCUGUCAGGCUGGGAGGAGGAGGAGGAGAGCUGGCUAUAUUCAUCACCAAAGAAAAAACUUACACCAAUGCAGAAAUCGGUUAGUCCAUUAGUUUGGUGCAGGCAAGUUUUGGAUUACCCAAGUCCUGAUGUUGAGUGUGCUAAAAAGUCUCUUAUCCACAAACUUGAUCAAACUAUGUCAGCUCUCAAGAGGCAGAAUUUGUAUAAUAAUCCUUUCAACUCUAUGAGUUACACAAGUCCUUACAGUCCAAAUGCAAGUAGCCCAUACAGCAGUGGCUUCAAUUCACCAUCCUCAACCCCAGUGCGACCUCCUAUAGUCAAACAACUUAUACUCCCUGGAAAUUCAGGUAACUUGAAAAGUUCAUCAGAUAGAAAUCCUCCACUCAGUCCUCAGUCCUCUAUAGAUAGUGAGUUAAGUGCUUCAGAAUUAGAUGAAGAUUCAAUUGGAUCCAAUUAUAAGCUAAAUGAUGUAACUGAUGUGCAAAUUCUAGCCCGGAUGCAGGAGGAAAGUCUCCGGCAAGAAUAUGCAGCCACCACGUCUCGGCGCAGUUCUGGUUCAUCUUGCAAUUCUACAAGACGGGGUACUUUUAGUGAUCAGGAACUUGAUGCACAAAGUUUAGAUGAUGAAGAUGACAAUAUGCAUCAUGCAGUAUACCCUGCUGUUAACAGGUUUUCACCAUCACCACGCAAUUCACCUCGACCAUCACCUAAGCAGUCACCCAGAAAUUCACCUCGUUCACGAUCUCCUGCUCGGGGAAUAGAAUAUAGUAGAGUGUCCCCACAGCCUAUGAUUAGUCGCUUACAGCAACCUCGCCUUUCACUUCAAGGCCAUCCCACGGAUUUACAGACAAGCAAUGUUAAAAAUGAAGAAAAACUAAGACGCAGUCUUCCAAACCUGUCCCGAACAUCUAAUACACAAGUUGACUCAGUGAAAAGCAGUAGAAGUGACUCAAAUUUUCAAGUGCCAAAUGGAGGAAUACCUCGCAUGCAACCUCAGGCUUCAGCCACUUCGCAAAGGCUGAAAAAUUUGCCUCGUACUUCCCUCAAAGCCAAACAGUUGCUUCAAACUUCAUCUUCAAAAAGAGUACCUUCUCCAGGCAAAUUCCGCUCCCCUGCAGCACCAUCACCUUUGGCUCUCCGGCAACCAAUGAAAGCAUUUAGUAACCAUGGCUCUGGUUCUCCUGGUAGCCAAGAAACAGCACAGGUCACACAAACAACCUCCUCACCUGGGCCUCCAAUGGUUCAAAACACAGUCCCAGCAAAUCCUCCCAGCAAUAUCAACAGUACUACUCUAACCAGACCUGCAGGGACAACUACAAUGAGAAGUGGCUUGCCCAGACCCAGUGCCCCUUCUGCUGGGGGUAUACCAGUGCCUCGCAGCAAACUUGCACAGCCUGUUCGCAGAUCCUUGCCGGCUCCUAAAACCUAUGGUGGCAUGAAAGAUGACAGUUGGAAAGAUGGCUGUUAUUAACCAGCAAACACAAGAAUGCAGAAGUCCACAGCUUCAUGGAUACCCCUUCACCAAGCUAAAAAACAACUUUUAUAUGCAGACUGUUCAGAUAAGACUCUCGGGAUUUAUAAAAUCCCAGCCCUCUCUGUCUUAAUUAGCACAAACAGACAGAGAUGAUCAAGCAGCACUUUAAUGACAUUUAACAUCAGAUCUGUUUGGUAAUCAUACAAUCACUCACCAUGGAAUCACUUUUAGUUUUUUUGUUUAAUAGAAACUGAGUUGAUUUUUUAAUAUUUGACAGAGGCCAAUAUCUGGGCAAAUACCUAAUGGAUGCCAAAGAGAAAUGCCCAUUUGUAAAUGAGAGAGUCCCUUUGUGCACAAGAAAAUGAUGAAUUCAAGCUAUCCAGAACUUCACAUUCAACCUGAUUUACUGUAUAAUUGGUAUCAAUAAAUAUUUGUGUUAAUGAGAA